Messenger RNA from Chaetomium fimeti, 660 nucleotides. RefSeq lists its product as uncharacterized. Lineage: Eukaryota; Fungi; Ascomycota; Sordariomycetes; Sordariales; Chaetomiaceae. The transcript has a single exon. Gene Ontology annotation, molecular function: protein binding. The coding region runs from base 1 to 660 and encodes 219 amino acids. The record is from RefSeq and is a predicted model, not a curated record.
AUGGCGCCUAACCCGUACCUCCUCGCGGCCGACAACCCGGCCGCGCUCCUCGAGCUCCUCCGCGAAAACCCCACCUUGGCGUCCGGUCAAGACGAGCACGGCUACUCCCUCGUGCACGCCGCCGCCAGCUACAACCAUCUCGCCCUCCUCCGAACCCUAGCCCGCGAAUUCAACGUUCCGGUCGACAUCAAAGACGAGGACGGCGAGACAGCACUGUUCGUGGUCGAAUCCGUCGACGCCGCGCGCGUGCUCGUGGAAGAGUUGGGUCUGGACCCCAAGACACAGAAUGAUGAGGGACAAACGGCAGCGGAAAAGAUUGAGGGUGAGGCCGACUGGCCUGCAGUAGCCGAGUACCUCCGGGGCCUAGACGGGAGCUCGUCGGUCACCAACGGGGUGCCCAAUGGCACAACAUCGGCCGGGGUGGAACUGCCUCCCGUUCCAGAAGGGCUGCAAGUAACGAUGGGCACGAUGGAUGAGGCGGCGGCGGCUGGGGGGCAGCAGCCAGACCCCGAAUUUCGCAGAAGGAUAGAGGAGCUUUCUGCAAGGGAGGAUUUCCAGACACCCGAGGGGCAGGCCGAGUUGCGAAGGUUGGUCGAGGAGGCUAUCGGUGGCGGGGAAGGUUUGGGCGAGGAAAGGAGCGUUCGGCCGAGGCAAGAUUGA